CAAACUGAGCAAAAUCUCAAACUCAAAUCGAUCUCAAAUCCUUGAGAUUUUUCUCACUUGAGAUUUUCUCGAAUAUGGCUUUCACGAAAAAUCUCAACUCAGUUUGAGUCCGGUCUCAGCUGAGACGGCUAUUUUUGAAAGUGAAAGUAGAUCUUUUGUAAUGGAGGUGAAAAAGACAUGUCGCGCUAUUUUUCGUAUCACUAUUUUUCCCGUACUCCUGUCAACUGACGUCUGCAGUUGUCGUCUGCACUUGUGGUAGUAAUAAUGGCAACAAAAAGAGCCAUGAAUUGGACAGAGAAGGAGAAGGUGGUCCUGGUGGAGGAAGUUGUUAGAAGGGAAGAUAUCUUAUUCGGCAAAUUCCGUGGGUCCGUAGUGACCCAUGAGACAAAACAGGCUGCAUGGGAUGCGGUGACAUUCAGUGUUAAUGCCAUUGCUCAAAUCCAGAAAUCCACUGACCAAGUAAGGAAGCAGUAUUCUAAUAUUAAGCAGAGAGCCAAAGAGACAGUGGACCACAUGAGAAAGACUGGCGGUGGUCCUAAAACAGAGGCCACUGCAAGUCAGUCACUGCUUCUGGAAAACAUUGGCUCAAGACCGGAAGUGGUGGGCCUUCCUGUCAACUUUGACACUGAAGAUUCCAAUUAUAACUUUCAACUGUCUGAAAUGGACCAGGAUCCAGAGGAAACCUGUGUCUUAUCUGUGGUUUCUGAUGACACAUCUGGACCUUCUACUUUCAGCAGCAAAAUGAAUAACCAACAUGGGAUUAAAAGGAAGAACCUGGCUCAGGGUUUCAGGGACCUAGAAACGGAAAACAUCAAGCUUGAGAACGUCAGAGUGAAAGAGGAAACAAAGAAAAUAUUGUUAGAACAAGAAAAACUGAAGCUUGAAAUAGAGGUACUGAAAUUAAAAAGGAAUUACUACUCUUCCGAAGCAAGUCAGCUAUGUGGUCCAACAUUACUUUAUGAAUCCUAAAUUAUAAUUCAUUUUUGUUUUCAUUAAUUCAUAACUUCAUUUAAAAUUACAUAUCAGUAGGAUAAAUAUAUGGCUAAUUAUGUAUUGAAUUGAU
Molecule: messenger RNA, 1063 nt
Organism: Pecten maximus
Lineage: Eukaryota; Metazoa; Mollusca; Bivalvia; Pectinida; Pectinidae
Product: nuclear apoptosis-inducing factor 1-like
Exons: 5
Coding region: 265-969 (234 amino acids)
Cellular component (GO): nucleus
Source: RefSeq, a predicted model, not a curated record